Molecule: messenger RNA, 465 nt
Organism: Lotus japonicus
Lineage: Eukaryota; Viridiplantae; Streptophyta; Magnoliopsida; Fabales; Fabaceae
Exons: 3
Coding region: 11-346 (111 amino acids)
Source: RefSeq, a predicted model, not a curated record
AUCUAAAACAAUGAAUAUGGAUGGAGAAAAAAAUAACGAGAAGAAAGCAGCAGCUUCAAAGCUGAUAUCAAAGUCAUGGCUGGAGAAGUUAGAGGUUUGCAGGAGGGAAGAAGAAAAAUUAAGAAAUGAUAUACAAGAACUUGAUAAAUGGGUUGAUAUGAUAGGAACCAUGGAUGACAAACAGCUCAAGGAAUAUCUAGAAAAUCAUCCUCGUGACUCAACAAUGACGACAAAGAGCCAAAAGAUGAAAUCUAAGGUCCAAAGGAAAGAAAGCACCAGCAAGUCCAAAUCUUCAAUCUCCAAUGGGAUACUGGCUUCAGUUUUGAAGUUCGACAAAAAAGAAUAAUGCUAAAAUGGCUUCGGAUUGGUUUCUCUUAAUUUUGAACAACAUUGAAAUUUGGAUUGUUUUUAUUUAUUGUGAUUGGUUUAGACUAAAAUCAACAAUGAAGUACUUUUAUCGCAUCA